ACGGCAAGAUCUUAGUUUCUCUGGCAUGGUUCUUCUCCAUACUUUUCUCCAUACCCAUGUUUUUUAUAACCAAAGAAGUGAUGGAAGACGACGGCAUCAACAAACAGUGUUGGAUAGACUUCACAGAGGACUGGCAAUGGCAGCUCUACAUGACCUUAGUAUCCGUGGCCUUGUUUAUAAUUCCUGCAGCAAUUAUAAUAAUUUGCUAUGCCAUCAUCAUCCACAUUAUUUGGAGUCAAGGCAAGAAGAUAACGGCUGACGAAUGCACGGAAAACGUCAAGAAAUCAGGCAGCAAUAGAUCACAGACAAAAAUCUCGAUGAACAUAGCCAACCAUUGUUCUAGAAGUCUCAUACCUCAGGCCAAGAUUCGAACUGUGAAAAUGACUUUUAUCAUCGUUUUAGUUUUUAUCGUCUGCUGGAGUCCCUACAUGAUAUUCGAUCUCCUUCAAGUUUACGGAUAUUUUCAGCCCACUCAACGAACUAUCGCCAUUUCAACAUUCUUCAACAGCCUAGCACCUUUAAAUAGUGCUGCCAAUCCGAUCAUUUACGGUAUAUUUAGUACGCGAAUCUGCCAGAAUCUCAGAAAUAUCCCGUGCCUCAGCAAACACUUCGGCGAGAGGGACUCGCGCCACACACGCUACGGAGUCACAAGCACCGGGAAUUCGACAGCUGUGCCGCUACAAAUACAACCAUCACAGUCACGCCCUCAAUAUUCAGCCUGUUCUCGUUUAAAUGCUAAGCAGCCGACACAGACUUUAUACAAUUCUACCAACCCCAAGGCCGUGACGACCGUUUCUCCCAAGAGUCAUUCUAUUUUGAUGAAAACAAUGGUUGUUCAUUUAGAUGACGCGUCAUAGAAAGACAUUCACAGCGAAGAAGAGAGCGAUAUUAUCAUCUAAAACAUCGUACAUUAUUUCAUUGAAUUUUGUCUUAUUCUUUAAAAAAUAUUGUAUACUAUUAAGUGUCAAAAGUUUUCAUACAACAUCUCUAUCUAAUUACAGAUUAAAUUAGGUUAAAACAGUCAUUCAUGUAUCAUAUUUAAUGCAGAUAUGUAAUGAUAGGUUAUUGAUAACGCCUAAUGACGCAGAAAUGCAUUCAACGUUUUCAUUCACCGCUGCUCAGACGAGUUUCGCUUCUCUCUCUGUUAUGUACGUUUGAAACACGGCGCAUCCAUAGGAGACACUGUUUUCGGACGAAUACCACAGUUCAUUUUGCUUAUCACAAUAUAUCUACAUCACAUAAAUGGCUAUACCUACCUACAUACCAACCUACUUAUAUACCUACCUACUUACCUACCUACCUACCUACCUACCUACCUACCUACCU
This is a messenger RNA of Octopus sinensis (East Asian common octopus), 1326 nucleotides long. Its product is annotated as cardioacceleratory peptide receptor-like. The coding region runs from base 57 to 857 and encodes 266 amino acids. Gene Ontology annotation, cellular component: membrane. Gene Ontology annotation, molecular function: vasopressin receptor activity. Gene Ontology annotation, biological process: G protein-coupled receptor signaling pathway. The transcript is spliced from 5 exons. Lineage: Eukaryota; Metazoa; Mollusca; Cephalopoda; Octopoda; Octopodidae. The record is from RefSeq and is a predicted model, not a curated record.